AUGGAAUACAAUAGCUUCAGAAAUGACAACUGGAAAAAAUGGAGUGAAGAGUUUGGUAAUUUCAGUUACAACACAGCCAUGCCAGAAUUUCCAUCAGAAACUGCCCCAUGCUGGCCAGAAUCAUUUGAAAUCAACAAGCACAUUGUGAUCACCAUCUACACCCUGGUGUUUCUGUUGAGCCUGCUGGGAAAUUCCCUGGUGAUGCUGGUCAUCUUAUACAACCGGGUCAGCAGCUCUGUCACAGAUAUCUACCUGCUGAACCUGGCCAUGGCUGACCUGCUCUUUGCCCUGACUCUACCCAUCUGGGCAGCUUCCAAGAAAAAUGGCUGGACACUUGGCACACCCCUAUGCAAGGUGGUCUCGCUCCUGAAAGAAGUCAACUUCUACAGUGGUAUCCUACUGCUGGCCUCCAUCAGCGUGGAUCGCUACCUGGCCAUCGUCCAUGCCACACGCACUCUGAUCCAGAAGCGCCACUUGGUCAAGUUCAUAUGUAUGGGCAUCUGGGGAUUGUCUCUGUUUCUGUCCAUGCCAUUUUUCCUGUUCCGGAAGGCUUAUAAUCCACCCGAAUCCAGCCCAGUCUGCUAUGAGGACUUUGGUAACAAUACAACAAAAUGGAGAAUGGUGCUCCGGAUCCUGCCCCAGACCUUUGGCUUCAUCAUACCACUGCUGGUCAUGCUGUUCUGCUAUGGAUUCACCCUGCGCACACUGUUUGAGGCCCACAUGGGGCAGAAGCACAGGGCUAUGCGAGUCAUCUUUGCUGUUGUGUUAAUCUUCCUGCUCUGCUGGCUGCCCUACAAUCUGGUUCUGCUCACAGACACCCUUAUGAGGACUGGGCUGAUCAAGGAAACUUGUGAUCGCCGCAAGGACAUUGACCAGGCCCUGGAUGCCACCGAGAUUCUGGGCUUCCUCCAUAGUUGCCUCAACCCCCUCAUCUAUGCCUUCAUUGGCCAGAAGUUUCGACAUGGACUCCUCAGGAUCAUGGCUACCCAUGGACUGAUUAGCAAGGACUUCUUGGCCAAGGAUGGCAGACCUUCAUUUAUCGGUUCAUCUUCAGGGAACACUUCUACUACCCUCUAA
Molecule: messenger RNA, 1077 nt
Organism: Chrysochloris asiatica (Cape golden mole)
Lineage: Eukaryota; Metazoa; Chordata; Mammalia; Afrosoricida; Chrysochloridae
Gene: CXCR2
Product: chemokine (C-X-C motif) receptor 2
Exons: 1
Coding region: 1-1077 (358 amino acids)
Biological process (GO): immune response; neutrophil chemotaxis; G protein-coupled receptor signaling pathway
Cellular component (GO): membrane
Molecular function (GO): interleukin-8 binding; C-X-C chemokine receptor activity
Source: RefSeq, a predicted model, not a curated record